AUGACGUCCCGCUUGCGCGAUCGACGCGUCUCAAUAAACUCAAUGGCCCUGACGGAGAAACUGAUCCAGAGCGUCUCCGGUUACCCGGUGCUCUACAACGCGUCGCUGCACGAUUAUCGCAGUUCCGAGCGGCGCGUGAACGCGUGGAGGGAGGUCGCCGCGUGCGUCGGGCUCUCCGUGAUCGAGUGCAAGAGAAGAUGGAAGACCAUCAGGGACCGAUAUAUCCGAGAGCGGAGACUCUGCAAGCUGAAGAGAGAAGAAGGAGGCCGGCGCCUGCAUUACUGGCCACACAGAGAAAGCCUCUCCUUCCUGGACAAUCACAUCCGGAAGAGGAAGAUUCCCAGCGAAGCCGAGGCUCUGGAGGAUCCGGACGACGGGGACGGAAGCGCUCGCGAUUCGCCCGAGGAGUCGCUCGACGAGUCCAGCGGCGGAGACUCAAAGUCCAGCCUGGGAAACCAAGCCAAGAGUGACGGCAGGUUUGAGCCCAAGCAUCCGCUCAAAGCGGCGAUCCCGCUGACUCCCAUAAUGCCCCUGUCUAUCGUGGCUCAGCUCAAACCCCUGCAACACAUGAGGCCGCUGGCGUCCGGUCCUCCUCCGGGCCUGAAGGGGGCGCCGGCGUCCGGUUCAUCAGCGCAGCCCGCGGAGGAUCCGACACACACGCGGGUCUCGGAGCAUCAGACACACACACGGGUCUCGGAGAACGAGCCUCUAAAGAGCGUCCAGAAAGCCUUGGAUGAGGACGAGCUGUUCCUCUUGAGUUUCGUCCCGGCCCUCAAAAGACUGACGCCGCAGAAAAGAGCCGCGGUUAAAAUGCAGAUCCAGAAGAUCAUGUUUGACGCAGAGUUCAAGGACCAGUGAACGCAAGACAAGUACAUGCAGCUUUACACUGGAGCCCGAAAACAUCUGACUGUCAGUUAUUGGACAAAUUAUGACUGUCAAAAUUCUGACAUAAGACGUAAAAAAAGUCAAAAUUUGUACGACUAUUUUCAGUGUACGGACGUCACGCUUCUUUUGUCGUUUGUUACUCGGUUGUCCUGCAGGCGACGGGUGUUUGGGAUGUGCACACCAGUUUUGUAUUUUUGAAAUUAUACGUCAAAAUUCAGACACAUGUCAAAUUUAUCAUAUGAAGUGAAAAUUCUGAAUUAAAGAUGUAAAAAGUUCAAAACUUUCCUGCGUCAAAAUUGCAACAAAAAGUGACAUAAUGGUUUAAAUUGCGAGUCAAAAUUCUGACUUAAGUCGUAAAAAGUCAAUUGACCUAAUGACAUAAAGUCAAACCCUAACCCUAAUAAAGUCAAAUUCUGACUUAAGACAUAAAAAGUAAAAUCUGACUUGUGUCAAAAUUGUGACAAAAGCUGAGAUUUGACAUUAUGCUUGAAAUUACGAGUCAAAACUCUGACUUAAAUCGUAAAAAGUCAAUUGACGCGAGUCAAAUAUGACAAAAAUUCUGACGUAAUUUUUUUUUUUUUUUAAAUUUUACUUACAAAAAGUUGGAAUUAUGUCAUUAUGGUUGAAAUUACGAGUCAAAACUGACUUGAGUCGUAAAAAAAGUCAAAUUUUGAUUUAGUGAAAAUUCUUCUGACUUAACAUGUAAAAAAGUCAAAAUUACAACAAAAAGUUUAAAUUAUGACACACUAAGUCAUAAUAAGAUGUAAUUAUGCCAUAAUGACAGAAUUUUGACUUAACACUUAAAAAGUUGAAAUUGACUUCAAAUCUGACCGUUGAAAUUAUAAUUCAAUUAAAAAAUUAUAAUUAAAAUAUAAAAAAGUUAUAAUUCUGAUUUAAGUCAUAAUUAUGAGUCAUUUGAAAAGUAAAAACUGCCUUAAAAAGUCAGAAUUAUGACAAAAAAUGUAUGACAUUGUCAAUAAAAUAUAUUGACACAAUAUAUUUUUAUUUAUCAAUAUAUAGACAAUAUCUAUACUUGAGACAAAAGAAUCAUUUCAACUUUUCAGAGUUAAAGAGCGACGAACACACUCGUUCACUCCAGAUCUGUCCCUCAGUAAAAGUAAAAGUAACUUCACACUGAAACAUUUGAUGCUUUAUUUGUGUCUGAAGCUGGAAAUAAAGUCCUGAGCGUUUGACUAGCUUUUUGAUUAGAGAUUUAGUGGCACAAAAGACCCUGUUUUUGUCAAAUAUCACUUAAAAAUGUU
Molecule: messenger RNA, 2147 nt
Organism: Pimephales promelas (fathead minnow)
Lineage: Eukaryota; Metazoa; Chordata; Actinopteri; Cypriniformes; Leuciscidae
Source: RefSeq, a predicted model, not a curated record